This is a messenger RNA of Rangifer tarandus platyrhynchus (Svalbard reindeer), 519 nucleotides long. NCBI's taxonomy places the organism in Eukaryota, Metazoa, Chordata, Mammalia, Artiodactyla, Cervidae. The record is from the annotation of a GenBank genome assembly.
AUGCGCCAGCAACCAGGCGAGGAGCCGCCAGGGCACUUGCCGUUGGUUGGUCACAACCAUCAGUCCAGACUGUUGUCGCUGCCUGCUGGAGGGUGCAGCCCAUUUCUAAUCCAAAAAAGGAGGCAAGGGGCCCCGGGCAGGAGGCUGGCGCCUGGCCUGGCGGAGCGGGGCGCGGGCAGCAGGGCACGGGCGGCCGGGCCUUCACCAGGAACCACGCGCACCAGGCUGCCUGCAGCGGGGCCGCAGCCUCCGGGGGCCACCGGGGGUCCUCAGCGUCUCCGGGCUGAGCCCCAGGAGAUGCAGAAACACUGCAGACACCCCCCUUCCAGGCGAAGGCUCAGUCUGUGUGAGGCGCCCCCCACCUGCAGCAGAUGGGGUCGGAGCGCCGAGGAGCCGGGGCCAGCCCGCGUGGGCGCUCAGCUGUCCGCAGUGUGGGGCCGGGAGAGACGGGAGAGAGGGCCUCCACGAGAGAAGAGGGUGGGCGAGGAGGAAGGGACGGAAGGGAGGGGCAGUGGCUGA